AUGCCUGAUUCGCCACAAACCUUAUCAUAUGAGAAGCCAUCACUUAAGAAGAAUCGAGAUAAUUCUCUGAUUCCUUCUUCAGAAUCAGUUGGGGAUGUCACAUCCAGGAGAGUACUGUCAAGACGAAAGGCUCUUCAGGAAUUCUACAAUCUUCGACAAGAUAAAUUGAAGUCUACAGUGCCUGAGGAUAAGUCACAUAUUGACGCAGAGGAAGAUGAAAUUGAAUUGAAACUUAAAGAUGACGAUUCCCUAUCUCAAUAUCUUAAGAACACUCUGAUUGAGGAUAUUUUGAAGUUAAGAAAUUCCAUUACCAGCAAACUUAAUUCGCAUGAUAUGGCCAAAAAAUCCAUUAUUUAUGAUAACUACUAUGAACUUAUAAAGCUAGGACAGGUUUUAGGAAAAUUAGAUACCACCAAUCCCCCCGAAAGUGACAAUUCUCUCAAAACACUUUCUCUGAAGCUUGAUGAAUCAAGAAAUGAAACAAAGAACGAUGACUAUAUUGAUAAUGUACUUCACGAGCUAGCUACGUUCAUCAAUAAUAAAGCUAUUCAUUUUAACACUGACUUCGAGACAAUUGUGAACGAGAAUCAGUUUUUUGACUCAGGCAAAAGUGUACAAGAUGACAAAAGCGCUUCCGAUUAUGAAUUACCAAACGACAUUGAUAGAUUUAAACUUGUUCAAGAGAUUAACUUCUUAUUAGAGAGAAACGGAUCCAUACUUCCUGAAGUAUCCAAAACGAACAUAGUUGCUGAUAUUCAGAAGAUUUUGAAGAGACUUGACAAUCACAAUGAAGAGCUCUUGAUUAUUCAACUUAAUGAAUUGAAAAAAGCUUUUGCAUAA
Molecule: messenger RNA, 840 nt
Organism: Priceomyces carsonii
Lineage: Eukaryota; Fungi; Ascomycota; Pichiomycetes; Serinales; Debaryomycetaceae
Gene: VPS51
Product: Vps51p
Exons: 1
Coding region: 1-840 (279 amino acids)
Source: RefSeq, a predicted model, not a curated record